This is a messenger RNA of Carya illinoinensis, 1330 nucleotides long. Its product is annotated as putative B3 domain-containing protein At5g66980. The transcript has 4 exons. The record is from RefSeq and is a predicted model, not a curated record. The coding region runs from base 116 to 1036 and encodes 306 amino acids. NCBI's taxonomy places the organism in Eukaryota, Viridiplantae, Streptophyta, Magnoliopsida, Fagales, Juglandaceae. Gene Ontology annotation, molecular function: DNA binding.
AUAGACGGAAAAUUUUUCUGGAAUCCGUACUGUCAGGGGUGUUUCCCACGCUCAGAGGAAAGUAUUCGAAAACAAAAACAAAAGGAAGGAAGAGCGAGCCAAAACAACAACGGCGAUGUCUCGCGUAUGGAGACAACACUCUUUCCCCGACGACGGCCCUGAGUUCUUCAAAGUAUUUCUCCCAUUUACUAGCUCUCACCAAAUAUCCAUACCACCUGCCUUUAUCAAGCACUUCAAUGGAACCAUCCCAAAGAAGGCCAUUCUCAUUGAUCAUACUGGAAAUUCUUGGCCUGUCGGACUGGAACAAAUUAACAGGCGCUUGUGUUUUAAGUAUGGCUGGCAACGUUUUGCAAGUGAUCAUUCUCUGGAAUUUGGUGACUUCAUAAUUUUCAAAUACACUAAAAGUUGUACGUUUAAGGUUAAGAUAUUCAGUAAAACUGGAUGCGUGAAGUAUGAAGCUAAAGCUACCGGUAAGACUAUUCCAUAUUCUGAAGAAGGUACUAUAGAAGAGAGGGUUUGUGGCAGAUUGACUCGUGCCGGCAAGCGAAAGCUUUUGGAGAUAUGCCUCGAGAAAAAUGAAGAAGCAGGUUUGCCUAAAGCUGGUCGACAAACAUCAAGAACAAUUGUUGAACAAAAAAAGAGCACUAAUGUUGCCCGAUUUGUCACUCCAAAGAAUCCGUUUUGUGUGAUGUCCAUUUCUACCCGUGAGCAAAAUUUCACUUCGCAGUUUCUUCAUAAAUCGGUGGUGGAGGCAUUUAACAUUAAGCUGAAUCAAGACAUGGUGAUUUGCAGUCCGAAUGAAGAGAAGUUCCCUGUGAAAGUCCUUUUUUGGAAAAAUGGCCGAAUCAUUAUUGGUAAAGGGUGGUCUGCUUUUGCAAGGAAGAACAAUGUUCGACCUAAAGACCAAUGUGUGUUUGAGUUUGUACUUGGAAGAGGAAAUAUAUGCAGCGAAAUGCGUGUUCAAAUUCUUCAAGGGAAGGCGAGAAUAGAGGAACUCUUUAAGCAUCGGUAUCAGUACAGGAAGAAGAAAGCAUGAUUUGCAAACCUAACAGUGCUCUCUCUCAAGGAUCUUUUUAGUCAGGUUGUAGUGUUUCAUUCUAGUGUAUUAUCUAUACGAGUUUUGUUCAUUUAUUCUUAAAAAUCAUUGCUGUUGACUCGAAAUUGGUUUCACUUCUUUUGAUCAAGAACAAAUUAGUGGGGUUUCUGGUUUUGUAUGUUGUUUAUAGUUGAAACUUCAACUAUAAACAACUAAAGAAUUCUAGCAUGGCCCUCUCCGAGACUCUAAAAGACAGCAUUGUCAUAAAAAAAGACUAGCUCAUUCCGUGCUUAA